Molecule: messenger RNA, 2304 nt
Organism: Eimeria mitis
Lineage: Eukaryota; Apicomplexa; Conoidasida; Eucoccidiorida; Eimeriidae
Exons: 5
Coding region: 1-2304 (767 amino acids)
Source: RefSeq, a predicted model, not a curated record
AUGCAGAUUCGUGUCUGCACCUAUUCGCUGCAGCAGCGCAGCAGCAGCCCAGUGACGAGGAGUCGUUGGCUGAGGAGCGACACUGAGGAGGUUUCUCAGCAAUCUCAGGCCCUCAGUAGCUCCCAAACGGAAACUAGAGAAGGCCAGGAAGCGCGGGAUAACGAAAUCAACAGGAUUACCGACCCCCACACUGGGGGUACCACAGCACAGCAGUCUGCACUCAGAGUUAUAGCCGGGAGUGUAGGGCACACUACAAGCAACGUCAAGAAGGCGUUGCUUGCUCUUCGCGAGGAAGAGAAGGCACAGCAGGGGCGCAACACAGCUCCAGAGUCGCUUUAUGGCAAACUGAAGAAGCGGGCUCUGGAAAGAAACCUCCAUACAGCGCGUCGCCGCCUCAUCAGCGUCCUACAGGGGGCGUCGGCUCAGCAGCUUCAAACACUGUAUCAAACAGACCGAAGGAAGUGUGUGGAGAAAAUCCUAGCCGACAAAUAUCACCCGAGAAGCCAAGACUGUCCUAUUCCACUCACUGAGCUGGAAACAUACUUUAUGCAUCAACACUCUGAGCAAUCUAUUGACACCCACUGCCAAGUUGCUAAUGAGUUCCUAGAUCCUUUGGCUGCAGCUCCUGGAGGGGCUAAGCGGAUUGAUCUUUCCUUCACAGAAGAGGCGAUGACUGCGAUAUAUAACGCUUGUUCCCAGCAUCGAAAAGUGCCAGUGAAGUGGAAGCAGGGCGUGACGGUAUUGAUCCCGAAAGGCGGAGACCGAACGAGGGUCAAGAACUGGCGACCGAUCAAUCUGCAGGACUGCACCUACAAACUCUAUGCAGCCAUGUGCAAGGCAUCACUGUACAUGACCUACUGCGACCUGAAAAAUGCGUUUGCGCCCAUACCUAACAAGCUCAUACACACUGCCUUGCAGGCUCAGCGGCUUCCGAAGCAUCUUCAGGAGAUCGUCAGCGAUCUCUACGAAGGAGCAAGCUUCAGCAUUUUGACGAAGGAGGGCUCCUCAGGAAUCAUCGAGAAUAGGAGGGGAGUCAAGCAAGGCUGCCCCCUUAGCCCUAUCCUUUUCAGCCUUGCCAUUGAUCCGCUGUUGCGGCGGCUGGCAGCAUGCAAUGCAGGCCCAGAACUACACGAGUUGAAGACCGUUGCCAACAGCUGUGAGGGGAUCAGCAGCCUUCAUCAGGUGGUGACGGCAUUCUUCCAAUGGACAGGUUUAGAGGCCAACCCGUCCGAAUGCGCUACCAUGGGAUGGAAGGUGGUCCAGACCAAACAGCAGCCGGAUCCAGUCCAACUCCGGCUGCACAAUGAGGUCUUGCCGGUGGUGAAGCUUGGGGAGGCCUACAAGUAUCUUGGACUCAAGGAUGCCCUAGAAACUACCGUACACCAAGGCCAAAUCCUUCGAGUCAUGAGCAAAGUCAAAAAAGACUUUGCUAAGAUCCUCAGGUCGGCAUUACUCCCCUGGCAGAAGUUGGAUGCUGUGCGUACCUUUGUGAUGUCUCGGCUUGAUUAUCAUCUCAGGCACUGCUACCCCUACAAACAGCAGAUGGUCUUGUUCGAUCGUCAUAUCCGUGCCAUUCUGAAAGCGACGUUCAAGCUUUCAAAGAGCACGGCUACAGAGGUGUUUCAUCAGCCCUCCUCUCAGGGGAGAUUAGGAUGUACAUCGCUGCAGACGAUCGCAACAGCAACGCAAAUAGGACACGCCGUUCAGAUGCUCAACAGCAAGGACAGCAUGAUCCAAGCCGUUGCAGAAGGCCAGGUGCUAGAGGUCAUCAAGAGGGCGUAUGUAUACACACCCGAUAGUGAUGAGAGUGACCGAGUAGCAAUACUUGCAUACCUCAACGGACGAGACAUUGGAUGUCUCAAGAAGAGGAGCAAGAAGGUGGAUAUUAGAAGCUUAUGGUCGGAACUCCCAGGAAACAUUUCGGCGAGCAAAACGCGGAUCGAGACUGGGAGUGAUGGCAGCUAUCUGGUGAAGACGGCAGAUGGCUCCACUCUCGACCAAGAGCAUAUUAUUAGAAGUAUCAAGCACCCCGACCGUGAAACACUUGCGCACGUCCUUAAUCACUGUCCUCACAGCCUUGACAGCAAAAUCAAAGAAAGACAUAACAAGGCUUUGGAGAGGAUCACAACAGCCAUCAAACGCAGCGGGGUGAAUCGUGGGAAAACUAUCCAGAUCGACAGCUGUCCAACAGACAUAGAGACCUUAUUGAGGCCAGAGAUCAUUCUGAGAGACGGCCAGUACAAGCAGAUGGCAAUAGCUUAUGUAGCUAUUGUUUUUGAAGGCUAUGAGCAGAACUCGUUUUGA